AUGCUUCACACGGCCAUAUCAUGUUGGCAGCCAUUCCUGGGUCUGGCUGUGGUGUUCGUCUUCAUGGGUUCCACCAUUGGCUGUCCCGCUCGCUGUGAAUGCUCUGCCCAGAACAAAUCCGUUAGCUGCCACAGAAGGCGGCUCAUCGCCAUCCCCGAGGGCAUUCCCAUCGAGACCAAAAUCUUGGACCUCAGCAAGAACAGGCUGAAGAGUGUCAACCCUGAGGAGUUCACAUCCUAUCCUCUGCUGGAGGAGAUAGAUUUGAGUGACAACAUCAUCGCCAAUGUGGAGCCAGGAGCUUUUAACAAUCUCUUUAACCUUCGUUCCCUCCGCCUCAAAGGUAACCGCCUGAAACUGGUCCCCUUAGGGGUCUUCACGGGGCUAUCCAACCUCACCAAGCUGGACAUUAGUGAGAAUAAGAUUGUCAUUUUACUGGACUACAUGUUCCAGGACCUGCACAACCUGAAGUCUCUAGAGGUGGGGGACAAUGAUUUGGUUUAUAUAUCACACAGGGCCUUCAGUGGGCUCCUGAGCUUGGAGCAGCUCACCCUGGAGAAAUGCAACCUCACAGCUGUACCAACAGAAGCCCUUUCCCACCUCCACAGCCUCAUUAGCCUGCAUCUGAAGCAUCUCAAUAUCAACACUAUGCCCGUGUAUGCCUUUAAAAGACUGUUCCACCUGAAACAUCUAGAGAUUGACUAUUGGCCUUUACUGGAUAUGAUGCCUGCCAAUAGCCUCUAUGGUCUCAACCUCACGUCCCUCUCGAUCACCAAUACCAACCUGUCCACGGUCCCCUUCCUUGCCUUUAAACACCUGGUAUAUCUGACCCACCUUAACCUCUCCUAUAAUCCCAUCAGCACGAUCGAAGCUGGCAUGUUCUCGGAACUGAUCCGCCUUCAGGAGCUUCAUAUAGUGGGGGCCCAGCUCCGCACCAUUGAGCCUCACUCCUUCCAAGGGCUCCGCUUCCUUCGUGUGCUCAAUGUGUCUCAGAACCUACUGGAAACUCUGGAAGAGAAUGUCUUCUCCUCCCCUAGGGCUUUGGAGGUCCUGAGCAUCAAUAACAAUCCACUAGCCUGUGACUGCCGUCUCCUCUGGAUCCUGCAGCGGCACCCCACACUGCAGUUCGGGGGCCAGCAGCCCAUGUGUGCUGGCCCCGACACCAUCCGUGAGAGAUCAUUCAAGGAUUUCCACAGCACUGCCCUUUCUUUUUACUUUACCUGCAAAAAACCGAAAAUCCGUGAAAAGAAGCUGCAGCAUCUGCUAGUGGAUGAAGGGCAGACGGUCCAGCUCGAAUGCAGCGCUGACGGAGACCCUCAGCCUGUCAUUUCCUGGGUGACACCGCGCAGGCGUUUUAUCACCACCAAGUCCAAUGGAAGAGCCACCGUGUUGGGCGAUGGCACCCUGGAAAUCCGCUUUGCCCAGGAUCAAGACAGCGGGAUGUAUGUCUGCAUCGCUAGCAAUGCAGCGGGGAACGACACCUUCACGGCCUCUUUAACUGUGAAAGGCUUCACCUCAGACCGCUUCCUUUAUGCCAACAGGACCCCUAUGUACAUGACGGACGCCAACGACACCAUGUCCAAUGGCACCAAUGCCAAUACGUUUUCCCUGGACCUUAAAACAAUACUGGUGUCUACAGCCAUGGGCUGUUUCACAUUCCUGGGAGUGGUUUUAUUUUGUUUUCUCCUCCUCUUUGUGUGGAGCCGAGGGAAAGGCAAGCACAAAAACAGCAUUGACCUCGAGUAUGUGCCCCGAAAAAACAAUGGUGCUGUUGUGGAAGGGGAGGUGGCUGGACCCAGGAGGUUCAACAUGAAAAUGAUCUGA
Molecule: messenger RNA, 1821 nt
Organism: Callorhinus ursinus (northern fur seal)
Lineage: Eukaryota; Metazoa; Chordata; Mammalia; Carnivora; Otariidae
Gene: LINGO2
Product: leucine rich repeat and Ig domain containing 2
Cellular component (GO): plasma membrane
Molecular function (GO): protein binding
Source: RefSeq, a predicted model, not a curated record